AUGAAUAAAACCAAAGAAACUCGAGUGUCACAAUGGUAUUUUGGAGGCUUAGCAUCAGCGGGAGCAGCCUGUGUCACCCACCCAUUAGACUUGCUGAAGGUACAGAUGCAAACACAAAAAGGAAAAAAUAUUUCAAUGCUUAAAUUAACAGGAAUUGUUAUAAAGAACCAAGGAAUUCUGGGACUUUACAAUGGUAUAUCAGCAUCCUUACUUCGACAACUCACCUAUUCAACAGCCAGGUUUGGUAUAUAUGAAAUGGCAAAACAAACCUUUGCACCAAAAGAUGGAAGUGUAAUGCCAUUUUAUAUGUCAGCUUUCCUAGCUGGUCUAGGUGGAUUUGCUGGUGGAUUCGUUGGUAAUCCUGCUGACUUAGUGAAUGUUCGCAUGCAAAAUGAUGUUAAAUUGCCACCUGGGCAAAGAAGGAAUUAUAAAAAUGCAAUACAUGGCCUUUAUCGGGUUGCGGCACAAGAAGGAAUAUUACGCUUAUGGGCGGGUGCGUCUAUGACCUGCAGUAGAGCUGUUCUGAUGACCAUAGGACAACUCUCUUUCUAUGAUAAAAUAAAAGAAUUACUACUUAGUACAAGCUACUUCAGUGAUAAUGUUGUUACACAUGUCACAUCUAGCUUGUUAGCUGGUGGUAUCGCGACAACUAUGACUCAACCGGUUGACGUAUUAAAAACGCGAGCAAUGAACGCAAAACCUGGCGAAGUCAACAGCAUGCUGAAACUCAUCAAGAAUACGGCAAAGGAGAGUCCUCUGGCUUUCUUCAAAGGAUACAUUCCGGCCUUUGCAAGGCUAGCUCCCCACACCAUUCUCACGUUUGUGUUCCUAGAACAACUUAGAAUAAAUUUUGGUAUUGUUAAAAAUAUAUAA
Chilo suppressalis (striped riceborer) is the source of this 873-nucleotide messenger RNA. The record is from the annotation of a GenBank genome assembly. NCBI's taxonomy places the organism in Eukaryota, Metazoa, Arthropoda, Insecta, Lepidoptera, Crambidae.